GGUCUGACGUCAGUCUCCAUGGUAACCGCGGACGCGAUGGCUGCCCACCUCAGUCACCCGGAAGGCGCCCCGCUCCCUGGCUGUCGCUGACCGAGCCCCUCCGAGCCCGGCACCCCGUGGGGGAGGAGGAGGAGGGGGAGGGGGAUGGCGGCACCACGGACAUCGCACCGUGGAGGGGACUCGAACCCGGCCACGGUGAAGGGGCUCAGCGCGGCGCUCGUUGCCAUGGCGAUGCAGGACCACAUCGCCCGCGACCUGGGCCUGACGCGGGCCCUGACUAGGCCCAGGGUGCCCCCGGGCCCGAGGCUUCGACAACGGGGGCAGGGUGGUCCUGAGGGGGGUCCCAGUAGGGGCUCUGGUCGGGGUCCCAGGGAGGGCCUUAGCGGGGGCCCCGAUGAGGAGCGGGAGUACGUGCUGGGCCCCAGAGCGCCUCCGCUCACUCUGGCGCAGCGCCUGUGCCUGGUGCCGGCGCCGCAGGGCACUGCUCUCUCCCAGGAGGAAUGGCGCACCGUGAAGUCACGCUCAGCCCAGCGCGAGCUCUUCUCCCUGCCCUGCGUGAUCUGCCGUGAGGAGCUGGGGGCCCACACGCAGGUGCUGCUGUCCUGCUCGCACGUCUUUCACCAGGAAUGUGUGGAGGCACUGGAGCGAGUGGCGCGCUGCCGGCGCUGCCCCGUGUGCCGCGUGUCUCCCUAUGAGGCUCGCGUCGUGCACGAUGCCUCCCGCCUCUACCGCCACAAGUGUGCCACGCGGCUGCAGGCGUGGUGGAGGGGCGUCUCUGUCCGUGCGCGGUUCCGCCACCUCCGUGAGUCCGUGCCGCCCCGCGACCCCUCGCUGCGCCGCCGCUUCUACGAGAACAAGCUGCUGGUGCUGGGCGAGCGUCUGGUCCGUGCAUGCGACUCCGGCGUGGACGCCUUUCUGCGUGAGAUGGAGGUAGAGCGCGAGCGGCGAGCACAGCAGAGCGAGGAGGCGAGCGCCAGCUGGGACUGGGAGCGCAUCGAGGCCACGGCACUGGCCCGGGACCCACGCCUCUGUCCCAUCUGCCUCACUCCGCUGUGGCUCCUGGCGCAGGAGGCUUCAGGUGGUGCCCGGCCCCUCCAGCAGCAUGGCGCUGUCGGGGCAACCAAGGGGAGGGGCCGCGGGAGCGCAGCCCCCCAAAGAGGGGGGGCAGCGGUCACGGAGAGACGGAAACAGAAGCCGGGGACACGGAGAGGGGCGGCGAGGACCCCUGCAGCCUUGAUCCCGGCGGGUCCCCCGGCUUGCCCCCAGGCGCGCCCCUCAGCGCUGACCCCAGCGGGAGCCCCCCCGGUUCUCCUGUCGUGUGCCCACGUGUACCACGACGCGUGCCUCGAGGCGCUGGAGGGGUUCUCUGUGGGAGUCCUGCGCCUCUGCCCUUUGUGCAGGGCUCCCUACAGCAAGAGGGUCCUGCGGGACCCCCGGGAAGGGAGGCAGGGGGGGUUGCUACCACGUGACCCCCGUGAGUCAGUGACCACCCCCCCCCCCCUCGAUGAUGCAGUGACCACACUCAUCCCGCAUCAAGUCGUGCAAUCAGUGGCAGAGUGAGCAGCCACUCAGGCUGCGAGUUGGAAUCUGUUCGGUGGCAUAGGGGUUGCAAUUGACUCGGUCCAACUGCACCCAGGGGGUCACGCUCGUCCAUGCAGGGGUCACGCUCGUCCACCCAAGGGUCACGCGCAUCCACCCAGGGGGUCACGGUCGUCCACCCAGGGGUCACACUCGUCCACCCAGGGGGUCACGGUCGUCCACCCAGGGGUCACGCACGUCCACCCAGGGGGUCACGCUCGUCCACCCAGGGGUCACGUUCGUCCACCCAGGGGGUCAUGCGCGUCUACCCAGGGGUCACGCUCGUCCACCCAGGGGGUCACGCUCGUCCACCCAGGGGUCACGCUCGUCCACCUAGGGGGUCACGGUCGUCCACCCAGGGGUCACACUCGUCCACCCAGGGGGUCACGCUCGUCCACCCAGGGGUCACGCACGUCCACCCAGGGGGUCACGCUCGUCCACGCAGGGGGUCACGCUCGUCCACGCAGGGGGUCACGCUCGUCCACCCAGGGGUCACGCUCGUCCACCCAGGGGUCACGCUCGUCCACGCAGGGGUCACGCACGUCCACCCAGGGGGAGAGAGCCUCAAGUCGCCCCGCCUGGCGAUCCACAUCCACCCACGCUCAUCUUCCAGAUAAUCAUCAUCUCCAUCAUCAGCAUCACAAUCUUUAUUUAUCCUGGAAGAUUUCCGAUGCGCUUUGAAGAUCUUUUUUUCACCGAUGUCCAGUAGGGGUUCGCGGGUCAGCGAGAAAAGGUAAUUAAGUUGCUAAAAACAAA
This is a messenger RNA of Petromyzon marinus (sea lamprey), 2334 nucleotides long. RefSeq names its product ring finger protein 32 (gene RNF32). The record is from RefSeq and is a predicted model, not a curated record. Lineage: Eukaryota; Metazoa; Chordata; Hyperoartia; Petromyzontiformes; Petromyzontidae.